AUGCAACCAUUUACACAAACUCAACCACAAUUUGAUCCAAAUUUUGAUCCUUUUGAUUUUGAUUCUCAACCAGAGUUUGCUCCACAAGCACAAUUACAACCACAAAUAUCCAUUUCCGAAUGUGAACCAGAAUUUGUUCCACAAACUCAACCUUCUCAACCAGGAAAUAAAAGAAAAGAGAAGGCGGAAUCUAAGCUGUGGGAACCUCAAGAAGUGUUAGUAUUAGCACAAUCAUGGAUUGACGUUUCAGAGGACGUGAAGAUGGGAAGGAACCAAAUACAUGAUCGUUUUUGGAUGCAAAUUAGAGCUAGAUUCCACAAAGGAAUGAACCUAGAACCAUAUCGUAAUAAACAUCAAGUGUACUCAAAAUGGGGAAAGAUAAACAAAAACUUCAUGUUGUUUAACGAUUUAUAUAACAUGAAACGGCAAUGGAAAAACUGCGAAAGUGAUGAAGUGAUUUUGGAGAAAGCCUUUAACAUUUAUCAAAAAGAGCAAAAGAAUACUUUCAAAUUUUUUGAAGUUUGGAAUCUACUCAAAGGCAACAAAAAAUGGCAAAAUCUAAAAACAAGCGACGAGCACAUCAAUAAUGGAUCAAAACAGUCAAGAACUUCUGAAUCCGAACACACUUCAUCAGAUGCUCGUGUUGGUUUCGACCUCAACAAGGAUGAGUCUGUUCAAGUGUCACCACCCCCAACCAAUGGGAAGGGACAAAACAAAAAACAAAGGCAAAGGAAAAGUAUAGAGAGUCGGAAACAAAGGGACAACAACCUGAGUGUGCUAUCGAUGGACACAUCGAAUUUGACCGGGGAUGCGCUUCAAGUUGUUUUGCAAAUAAAGGAAGACGUGAAAAAACGUUACACUAAUCUUGGUUAA
This is a messenger RNA of Lactuca sativa (garden lettuce), 873 nucleotides long. The record is from RefSeq and is a predicted model, not a curated record. NCBI's taxonomy places the organism in Eukaryota, Viridiplantae, Streptophyta, Magnoliopsida, Asterales, Asteraceae.